AUGUUAUUUAUUAAUUUUAACGAAAGUGAUAUAAAAAAUAUUGGUUCAAAUUCAACAAUUUUAUCAAACCAUUCAAAUUGUAAUAUAUUCCCAAAUGAUGAAAAUUAUUUAAACAAUAUUAAAAAUAAUGAAAGAAGUAAUAUAGAUCAAACCAUCCUUUGUCUAACUUCAAAAUUUCAAAAUUUAAAUUAUCAAUAA
This is a messenger RNA of Dictyostelium discoideum AX4, 198 nucleotides long. RefSeq lists its product as hypothetical. NCBI's taxonomy places the organism in Eukaryota, Evosea, Eumycetozoa, Dictyosteliales, Dictyosteliaceae. The transcript has a single exon. The record is from RefSeq and is a predicted model, not a curated record. Bases 1 to 198 code for a protein of 65 amino acids.